CACGCCACCGUCUUCUCCCCUCUCUCCCCAAUCGAAUUCCCCACGGAGGCCGAGGAGAGGAGAGUGCUGCAGUGCACCCCGCGCGCUAGGGCUCGGGAGAGGCGGAGGAGACGCAGUCGAGUCAACUCCAAUCCUUACUCCUCCUCCUCCUGCCCCGCCCCGCCAACCCACACCCGCGGCAUUCUCUCCGGUGUUCCUCAAGGAAAAAAAAGGCAAGAGAGGCAGCAAGAUGGUGCUGUGGGUCUUCGGGUAUGGCUCCCUGAUCUGGAACCCCGGUUUCGAUUUCGACGAGAAGAUCCUGGGGUUCAUCAAGGGCCACAAGCGAACGUUCAACCUCGCUUGCAUUGACCAUAGAGGCACACCAAAGAAUCCGGCGAGGACUUGCACGCUUGAGUCCGAAGAUGAAGCCAUAUGCUGGGGAAUUGCAUAUUGUGUCAAAGGUGGUCUAGAAAAAGAGCGAGAGGCAAUGCAGUACUUGGAGAGAAGAGAAUGUGAGUAUGACCAGAAGAUUUCAGUUGAUUUCUACAAGGAUGGAGAUUCUCUGAAACCAGCUGUGACGGGUGUAUUAGUUUUCGUAUCCACUCCUGAUCCAGUUGGCAACAAAUACUAUCUUGGCCCUGCCCCUUUGGAGGAUAUGGCAAGGCAAAUUGCUACAGCCAAUGGCCCUAAUGGAAAUAAUAGGGACUACCUGUUCUCAAUGGAGAAGGCACUGUCCAACAUAAGCCAUGAGGAUGAUUCGAUCAUUGAGCUUGCAAAUGAGGUGAGGAAGGUCCUGAGCAGGUCAGAGAAGAUUACCGGCUCCGACAUAUCACUAAAAUCACAUACUCCUCUUGUGCACUUGUCUGCCCUUCCAGAGGGCACUGUCGUGGAUUCAAGAUAGUAAUAAAGAGCGGCAUGGCUGGAUCAGCGGAAGGAAAGGCAAUUUUGCCCGACCAUACUCACUCUUGACAUUGUCUGGUUGAAGGAUCUGCAUUUUGAUUCAGCUCUGGCAUAACUGAGGAUCCGUGUGUACUGAUUGUCUUCCAAGGCUGUAAACCUUUGGAGUGCUAGUGUGAAAGCCUGAGACCACGUUAUGUUGGUUCGUUUGAUACCCUAAUAAGAAACGCUUUUGGCGAGUUUACACACUUUUGUGCUGUUAAGUUCUGAUGCCUGUUUCUGGAUCC
This is a messenger RNA of Brachypodium distachyon (stiff brome), 1163 nucleotides long. RefSeq names its product gamma-glutamylcyclotransferase 2-2. The transcript has 9 exons. The record is from RefSeq and is a predicted model, not a curated record. Gene Ontology annotation, biological process: glutathione catabolic process. The coding region runs from base 230 to 880 and encodes 216 amino acids. Gene Ontology annotation, molecular function: glutathione specific gamma-glutamylcyclotransferase activity; gamma-glutamylcyclotransferase activity. Lineage: Eukaryota; Viridiplantae; Streptophyta; Magnoliopsida; Poales; Poaceae. Gene Ontology annotation, cellular component: cytoplasm.